Hypanus sabinus (Atlantic stingray) is the source of this 1675-nucleotide messenger RNA. Its product is annotated as cystathionine beta-synthase-like. The transcript is spliced from 16 exons. Gene Ontology annotation, cellular component: cytoplasm. NCBI's taxonomy places the organism in Eukaryota, Metazoa, Chordata, Chondrichthyes, Myliobatiformes, Dasyatidae. Bases 18 to 1652 code for a protein of 544 amino acids. The record is from RefSeq and is a predicted model, not a curated record. Gene Ontology annotation, molecular function: cysteine synthase activity; cystathionine beta-synthase activity.
UCUCGUGGAAAACCUGCAUGAUCAAUAGCUUUUUGGUUGACGUGGAGACAUCUAAAGAGAUACAAGGGCUUCAAGCAAGGCGAAAGAUGGAGCAAGACCACCCACCUCAGUGUCUCUGGAGUCCUGAAGUCUCACCAUUUAAACCUCCACAAUCCAACGAUGCGGUCAAGAGUUCACCAAGGAUUUUCCCGAAUGUCCUUGCUCAAAUCGGCAACACACCCCUCAUUCGAAUCAACAAUAUUGUAAAAGAGUAUGGAAUCAAAUGUGAACUAUUGGCUAAGUGUGAGUUCUUCAGUGCCGCCGGGAGCAUUAAGGACCGCAUUGCAUUACGGAUGAUUGAGGAUGCUGAAAAACAGGGGAUUCUGAAACCAGGUGUUGUCAUCAUCGAACCGACAUCGGGUAACACAGGACUCGGUCUGGGGUUAGUGGCUGCAGUGAAGGGCUAUCGCUGCAUUAUUGUCAUGCCAGAAAAGAUGAGCUCAGAAAAGGCCGAUGUGUUAAAAUCCUUGGGAGUUGAAAUAGUGAGAACACCAGAUGCUGCAAACUACAAUGGCCCUGACUCACAUAUUCAAGUGGCCUGGAGACUGAAGAAAGAAAUUCCAAACUCAUAUGUGUUUGAUCAGUAUCAAAAUCCAGGCAACCCAUUAGCACAUUAUGACACAACGGCAGAGGAAAUUCUGGAACAAUGUGGUGGGCAAGUUGAUGCUUUGGUGGCAGGUUGUGGAACUGGCGGUACCAUCAGUGGCAUUGCGUGGAAGUUCAAGGAGAAAUGUCCCACCUGCCAGAUUAUUGCUGUUGACCCUGAAGGUUCGAUUAUGGCCGAACCAAAAGAACUAAACAGAACAAGUGUGACUUCGUUUGAAGUGGAAGGGAUUGGCCAUCAAUUUAUACCUGCAGUACUGGACAGAAAAGUAAUUGACAAAUGGAUUAAGACUAAUGAUAAGGAGUCUUUUGCAAUGGCACGGAAGUUAAUCAGAAUGGAAGGAUUGCUUUGUGGUGGGAGUUCCGGCAGUGCAAUGUGUGCUGCUGUUGAAGUGGCAAAAGAGCUGAAUGAAGGGCAGCGCUGUGUUGUGAUACUCCCAGACACUGUCCGGAAUUACAUGUCCAAAUUUCUUAGUGAUGGCUGGAUGGAACAGAAAGGGUUUCUGCAUGUGGAGAAUGACCAAGAAAGUUGGUGGGAUACACCGAUAAAUCAAAUGAAGCUGCCCACAGUACAGACAGUCGCUUCCACCAUCUCCUGUCAAGAUGUCAUACAGAUUCUUAAAGUAAACAGCUUGGCCAAUGCUGUGGUUGUUGACUCCAGUGGCACGAUACAAGGUAUAGUCACACUAGGAAACAUUGAGUCAUUGGUUAAGGAUGGAAAGCUGCAGCUCUCUGACCCUGUGACUAAAGUUAUUUACAAGUGGUUCAAUAAGGUAAAUUUAAAUGACACCCUUGGAAAAAUCUCUCAGGCUUUGACACUAAGUCACUUUGUGAUAAUCGUUGAACAAAUCCAGGAUAACGACAGUGGUGAAUGUGAAAAGUGUGAAGUGGUGCACAGUGCUUGCACGUUCAUGGAUCUGAUGACCCUUAUCACGGCUGAAGCAACCAAAGAAAACCAAGCCACUGAUGUUAAAAGUUCUGGCAAACCACUAUGGCAAUUAAUUCAGUGAACUGGAAUUGAAAGAAGCUUGUA